Rhincodon typus (whale shark) is the source of this 1192-nucleotide messenger RNA. It is a transcript of the gene vash2, whose product is annotated as vasohibin 2. The record is from RefSeq and is a predicted model, not a curated record. Lineage: Eukaryota; Metazoa; Chordata; Chondrichthyes; Orectolobiformes; Rhincodontidae. The transcript is spliced from 6 exons. The coding region runs from base 125 to 1192 and encodes 355 amino acids. Gene Ontology annotation, biological process: regulation of angiogenesis. Gene Ontology annotation, cellular component: cytoplasm.
AUGAAGCAGCUGUCAUCAGGCAGGGGAGAGCCGGACCGAGAGCAUAGGGAUUGCUGAGGCAGCAAUUUCAGGGCAACUGGAAGUAAUCAAUUAGAAUAAUAUCGCUGCGAUGAAUCCGACGUAGAUGAGCAUAUUAUUUAAAAGGGCAGCAAAAGGGAAUCCGGGGGCAGGAUCCAACAGCAUGACAGGCGUCAGUGGUAAGAGCGUUGGUGUUAAAGUAGGCAAGCAAACCAGAUCAAAGGCUGCUAACACUACAGGUGCAAACCCGGUAACAGCCUCGGGUAAUAAUGCCAGCAAAUCUUCCGGAGAAGAAGAUGAGAAAGAUGGUGGAGUGCUUUUCUAUGUGAAUAAAAGUGGUUUCCCGAUUGAUGAGCGCACUUGGCAAAGAAUGUGGACGCAUGUGGCUAAAAUACACCCGGGUGGGAAGGAGAUGGAGGAGAGUAUAAGAAAAGCUGCAUUUAUACCCCGGCCUCCAGUUCCAUCACUGCCAAAAUACAAGCCAUCCAUGUCAAUUCCAGAUUGGUUGCGCACAAUACAAGGCUACAUGAAGCUGCUGCAAUACAAUCACACUGGAACCCAGUUCUUUGAGAUUAAGAAAAUCAGACCUUUGAGUUGGUUAAUGGACACAGCCAGAGAAAUGACUCGUGAAUCAUUGCCAAUUAAAUGCCUUGAAGCUGUGAUUCUUGGAAUAUACCUGACGAAUGGACUAGCAGCUGUAGAAAGGUUUCCCAUCAGCUUUAAAACCCAGUUCUCAGGGAACUGCUUUCACCACGUGGUGCUGGGUGUCUAUUACAAUGGUCGCUAUGGAACACUAGGCAUGAGCAGGAGAGAGGACUUGAUGGACAAGCCGUUGACCUUUCGAACUCUCAGUGACCUGUUUUUUGAAUUUGAUGACUCUUACAGAAAGUACCUGCACACUGUGAAAAAGGUGAAGAUUGGCUUGUAUGUAUGCCAUGAUCCACACAGCUUCCAGCAGAUUGAAUGGAAGCAUUUGGUUUUAAACACGGGAAAGAUGAGCAGAGAAGAGACGCGGAAAGAGUUGGAAAAGCAUGCUCGGGACAUGAGAAUGAAGAUUAUAAAGACCUCAGGUUCCCAGUCUCCAGUUAAAGACCGACAACGGGAAAAAUCAUUAUCACCAUGCCAUCGGCAGAUGAGCCCUCAGAGACGACUUAAGCGAAGAGAUAAAUCGUAA